GGGGCCCCCGGGGGCCCCCCUGGGGGCCCCCCGGGGGCCCCCGGGGGCCCCCCUGGGGGGCCCCCAGGGGCCCUGGGGGGCCCCCCGAGGAGGGUACUGUUUGGAGAGCGCGUUGGCUUCGUCUGCAGCAACAAGGAGGACGCGGAUGCUGCUGCUGCUGCUGCUGCUGGAACGGAGCAGCAGCAGCAGCAGCAGCAGCAGCAGCAGCAGGAACAGCCCCGCGGGGACACGCGGAAGAAGAGGAAGCAGCCGCAGCAGCAGCAGUCCAAAUCCAGCAGCAGCAGCAGCAGCAGCAGCAGCAGCAGCAGCAGCACAGACGGUGAUGGCACGGAGGAGCCAGAUGAGCUUUCCUUUUCUCUCUCUUUUUCUGCUGCUGCCUUUGCUGCUGCUGAUGCUUCAGCAGCAGCAGCAGCUGCUGCUGUCAAGUAUGCUGCUGACCCCGCGGACACGUCGCUGCUGCUGCCUUCAGACGACGAGCAGCAGCAGCAGCAGCAGCAGCAGCAGCAGCAGCGCAGGAAAGCGCCAGCGCAGCAGCAGCUGCCGUGGCUUGAAGCAGCAGCAGCAGCAGAGCCGCAGCUGUUUGCCAAAGAUGCAGCAGAAGGGUAUUAUCUCCCUUGGGAUGCUACCACCCCAAAGCCGCGAGGCUGCUGCUGCUACUGCCCCGAUGCCUCGCUGCCGAGCUCGUACCUAUUGGCUGCUGCUGCUGCUGCUGCUGCUGCUGCUGCUGCUGCAGGCCUGCCUCUGGGUCUGCAGCAGGUGCCUGUGGGGGAGGUGGUUUAUGUGGACGGGUGGCCGCAUGUGCUGCUGGCUUCCAUUCCGGGGGUGCCGCUGCAGCAAGGAGAGCAGCUUUUUGUGGAUUAUGGCUUUGACUGGGCAGCAGCAGCAGAUGCUGCUGCAGUGCGUUACGCGCGGCAGCAGCUGCGGGUUUUGCGGCUGCUGCAGCGGCGGGGGGGCCCCGCAGCAGCAGCAGCAGCAGCAGCAGCAGCAGCAGCAGCAGCAGCACCGGACCUCGACGAAGACGCCUACACCAGCGACCAGCUCUGCGCCAUUUGCUGCUCAAACUCGCUGCCCCGCCUCGAGGCCCCUGCAGCAGCAGCAGCAGCAGCAGCAGCAGCAACGCAGCCCUCCAAGCGCCAGCAGCAGCAGCAGCAGCAGCAGCAGCAGCAGCAGCAGGAGAGCGAAGAGGAGGAAGCAGGCAAGGAAGAGGGAAUUGUCUGCGACGGCUGCAACAGAGCUUUUCAUUUGAGGUGUAUAGACACUCCAAAUGAAACAAAUCCACCAAAUCCAAACUUAGAAUGGUUUUGCUGCUUCUGCCUCCAGUUCGCAAAAAGGGUACUGGGGGGCCCCCAGGGGGGCCCCCAGGGGGGCCCCCAGGGGGGCCCCCAGGGGGCCCCCCAAGGGGCCCCCACGGAGGGGGCCAGCGGGUUGGGAACAGCAGCAGCAGCAGCAGCAGCAGCAGAAGCUGCUGCUGCUGCUGCUGCUGCUGAUGCGGAGCUGCCGCCGCCGGAUCCUUCUCUGGUGCUGCCUCCUGGGCUGAAUGAAGCAGCAGCUUUGGCAGCAGCAUCUGCUGCUGCUGCUGCAGCUGAAGGUGAUGCAGCAGGUGCUGCUGCAGCAGCUGCUGCAACAGCUGCUGCAGCAGAAGGGGAUGCAGCACGCGCAGCCACGGACGCGGCGGCAGUACCAGCAGCAGCAGCAGCAGCAGCAGCAGCAGCAGCAGCAGAUGACACCUCAGUUGCCAACGCAGCAGCAAAGGAAGCAGCUUCGCAGCAAGACGCAGCAGCAAGAGGUGAACCAGCAGCAGCAGCAGCAGGUGAGCCAGCAGCCGCAGCAGAACCAGCAGCGGCCGAAUCAGCAGCAGCAGCAGCAGCAGAACCAGCAGCAGCAGCAGCAGCGACAGAACCAGCAGCAGCAGCAGGAGCGGCGGAAGCAGCGGCAGCAGCAGCAGCGGAACCAGCAGCAGCAGCAGCAGACACAGCAGCAGCAGCAGCAGCAGCAGCAGCAGCAGCAGGCCGCGUGUUCUCGUCUUUUGAAGCAGCAAAACUUGCUGCAGCAGGAAGGCCCCCAGUGCCCGUCAGGGGGGGGCCCCCCUUAUCUGCUGCUGCUUGGGGCCCCCAGCAGCGGCGGGGGGCCCCCGGGGGCCCCUCUUUGCCAGACUCUGUUUUUCUAAAAGCUAUAAAGCCCUGCAAGGAUUGCAGAAGACAAUUCGGCAGAGACGCAAACCCCAUUACUUGCAGGGUUUUCGAGCUGCACUUGGCGCCCAGCGAUUUGCUCGACGGCUGUUGGGGCCCCACACCCCUCGACGUCUGCAGGGCCGUCAUCAGGGCCCGGCCCCUCGCCGUCGCGCCUGCUGCAGCUGCUGCGCUGCUGCAGCGGAUGAGUUCUGCUGCUGCUGCUUUUGUUCCCCUUUUGGGCUUUUUCGCGGGGGAGACGAAAAUCAAAAGAAGCUUCAAGGAAGGCACCUUUGUUGGACGCGCGAGAGGCCUCGCAGCAGACCGAAGGGACGGAUCUCCUUGGGUCAUAAUUGACUAUGAUGACGGAGACGAGGAAUGGGUGCCCCCGCGAGUGUUUAUGGAGGAGCUGCUGCGGCAGUGCCUUGGCCGGCAGCCGCAGCAGCAGCAGCAGCAGCAGCAGCAGCAGCAGCAGGAGGAAAGCUCCUCCUUUGCUUCUCUUUUUCGAUUUGAUUUGCUGCCUUUUGUCUCCAGCGAUAAAGAGACAAAAAGAAGAAGACAAAAGUUGAACAUUCCUUACCCCACUUUUAAUUGGGGAGACCAGCCCGCGCUGCUGUUCCGGCAGCAGCAGCAGCAGCAGCAGCAGCAGCAGCAGCAGCAGCAGCAGCAGUUGGUGUCUCCGGCGGCGAGGAGCAGGCGGGCAGCAACGCCGGCACACAGACACACGCCGCCCCCCAGCAGCAGCAGCAGCAGCAGCAGCAGCAGCAGCAGCAGCAGCAGCAGCGGUAUCAGGUCCAGCAAGCGGCUGAGAAGCCGCCGCUGGUCUGACGGCGAAGAGUCCACUGGGGGCUCUCGCAUCAGCCAAGCAGAUGCAGCAGCAGCAGCAGCAGCAGCAGCAGCAGCGCCUGCUGCUGCUGCUUCGUUCCCCAGCAGCAGCAGCAGCAACGGCGGGGAGCAGCAGCAGGAUCGCGGGGCGUACGGCGCUUCUGGGCUUCCGGCGUUUUCUCCCGCUGCUGCUGCAGCAGCACCUCCCGCGGCGGCCGAGCCCUGCCCAGCAGCAGCAGCAGCAGCAGCAGCAGCAGCAGCAGCAGCAGCAGCAGCAGCAGCGGGGCGUGGGCCCCCAGCGCGCUGA
Eimeria necatrix is the source of this 3300-nucleotide messenger RNA. RefSeq lists its product as hypothetical. The record is from RefSeq and is a predicted model, not a curated record. Lineage: Eukaryota; Apicomplexa; Conoidasida; Eucoccidiorida; Eimeriidae. The transcript has 7 exons. The annotation marks the transcript as partial.